Molecule: messenger RNA, 282 nt
Organism: Colletotrichum tamarilloi
Lineage: Eukaryota; Fungi; Ascomycota; Sordariomycetes; Glomerellales; Glomerellaceae
Exons: 1
Coding region: 1-282 (93 amino acids)
Source: RefSeq, a predicted model, not a curated record
AUGAACGAAUGGCUGGACAGGCCACGCGAAUGGGUACGCCAUCGCGACUUCUCCCAUGGAAAAUUGUCUCGUAGGGCCCAUUUUGUGUCUCAACCGCCUCGGGCGGUACCUCGAGUCUGGGACGGCGGCGUUGCUUCUUCCCUUUCCACCAUCACCCUCCCUCCCACACCUCUUUCUCCUGUCCCUCACCGACCUGCAGUAGCUUCCCUCUCACCUUCGGGUCUGCACCCUACACCCUCAUCCCUCGCCCCUCGCUCAUCUGCAAGGGUCAACUUGCAAUAG